AUGAUCAGCUCUUCUUCGAUAGUUGAGAUUCGUUAUUCUUUACCGUCGCCGGUUAACCGGAAUCCGAGAUGGCUCCGACUCAUCAGAAACUAUCUUCCGGAGCAGAAAAAGAUCCGAGUGGGUCUUGUCAACAUCGCAGAGAACGAGCGAGAGAGCUACGAGGCAAGCGGGACGUCGAUCAUGGAGAAUGUCCACGUAUCGCUCGAUCCUCUCCCGGAGAAUCUGACGUGGAAGAGCUUAUUCCCAGUGUGGAUCGACGAGGAUCACAUGUGGCACACGCCUUUAUGUCCAGAGGUCCCUCUCCCUCGAGUGGAGGGUACUGAUGCUGACGUGGACGUGGUCGUAGUGAAAAUGCCAUGCGAUGGUUUUUCCGAGAAUAAAGGGCUGAGAGACGUUUUCCGGCUACAGGUGAACCUGGCGGCAGCGCAUCUGGCGGUGGAGAGCGAGAGGAGGAGCGUUGAUCGGACGGUUUACGUUAUAUUCAUCGGUUCGUGUGGGCCCAUGCAUGAGAUCUUUAGGUGUGACGAGCGCGUGAGGCGCGUUGGAGAAUAUUGGGUGUAUCGGCCUGAUCUGAGCAGGUUGAAGCAAAAGCUUCUCAUGCCUUUUGGUUCUUGUCAGAUUGCACCGCCGCUUGCUCAACCAGGUCAAGAAGGAUUGAGGCCACACAAGAACAAAAGUCUCACAUCAACAACCACAUUAUCACCAUUCCGUGUCCAACGUGUAGCGUACGUGACGUUACUACAUUCAUCGGAGGUCUACGUAUGCGGGGCAAUAGCCUUAGCACAAAGCAUAAGACAAACUGGCUCGACGAAGGACAUGAUACUCCUCCACGACGACUCCAUAAAGAACAGUUCUCGAAUUGGCCUAAGCCUUGCCGGCUGGAAACUACGGCGAGUAGAGAGAAUCCGUAGCCCUUUCUCCAAGAAAGGUUCUUACAACGAGUGGAACUACAGCAAGUUACGCGUGUGGCAAGUAACGGACUACGACAAGCUAGUGUUCAUAGACGCAGACUUCAUCAUCGCCAAGAAUAUUGAUUAUCUUUUCUUCUAUCCUCAACUUUCCGCCGCUGGCAACAACAAAGUCUUGUUCAACUCCGGAGUCAUGGUGCUGGAGCCAUCAGCUUGUCUGUUCGAGGAUCUGAUGCUCAAAUCGUUCAAGAUAGAGUCAUACAAUGGAGGAGACCAAGGAUUUCUGAACGAGUACUUUGUGUGGUGGCAUAGAUUAUCGAAACGUGUGAACACGAUGAAGUAUUUCGGUGCCGAAAGCGAACAUGACAAAACACGUCAACUUCCAGACAAUUUAGAGGGGAUACACUACUUGGGGCUAAAACCAUGGCGAUGUUACAGAGACUACGAUUGUAACUGGGACUUGAAAACACGGCGUGAGUAUGCAAGCGAGUCGGUGCACAAGAGAUGGUGGAAAGUGUACGACAAGAUGCCAAAGAAGUUGAGAGGUUAUUGCGGUUUGAAUCGUAGGAUGGAGAAGGACAUUGAGAAGUGGAGGAAAAUCGCUAAGCUCAAGGGUUUUCCUGAAAAGCAUUGGAGAAUUGAAAUAAGAGAUCCAAGGAAGAAGAACCUUCUUAAUUAG
Molecule: messenger RNA, 1587 nt
Organism: Microthlaspi erraticum
Lineage: Eukaryota; Viridiplantae; Streptophyta; Magnoliopsida; Brassicales; Brassicaceae
Source: the annotation of a GenBank genome assembly